AUGAGCACGUACGGCUACGAGCCCUACUUCCCAUCGUACAAGCGCCGCUUCGUGGACAGCUCGUCCCGGGUGCACCUGUCCAGCGUCCGCAGCGGCGGCGGCGGCGGCUACGCGAUGGCUCGCUCCACUUACUCGACCCUGUCGGCGCCCGUGUCGUCCGUGUCGGUGCGCCGCAGCUACGCGUCCUCGUCGUCGUCCUCGCUGCUGCCGUCCGUGGACAGCCUGGACCUGACGCAGGUGGCGGCCAUCAGCAACGACCUCAAGACCAUCCGCAGCCAGGAGAAGGCGCAGCUGCAGGACCUGAACGACCGCUUCGCCUGCUUCAUCGAGCGCGUGCACGAGCUGGAGCAGCAGAACAAGGUGCUGGAGGCCGAGCUGCUGGUGCUGCGGCAGAAGCACGCCGAGCCGUCGCGCUUCCGCGCCCUGUACGAGCAGGAGAUCCGCGAGCUGCGCCUGGCCACCGAGGAGGCCACGCACGAGAAGCAGGCGCUGCAGGGCGAGCGCGAGAGCCUGGAGGAGACGCUGCGCGCGCUGCAGGCGCGCUACGAGGAGGAGAUCCUCAGCCGCGAGGACGCCGAGGCGCGCCUGCUGGAGGUGCGCAAGGGCGCCGACGAGGCGGCGCUGGCCCGCGCCGAGCUGGAGAAGCGCAUCGACAGCCUCCUCGACGAGCUGGCCUUCCUCAAGAAGGUGCAUGAAGAGGAGCUGGCCGAGCUGCAGGCCCAGAUCCAGUACGCGCACCUCUCCGUCGAGAUGGACGUCUCGGCCAAGCCCGACCUGUCCUCGGCGCUGCGCGACAUCCGCGCCCAGUACGAGAAGCUGGCGGCGCGCAACAUGCAGAACGCCGAGGAGUGGUUCCGCAGCCGCUUCACCGUCCUCACCGAGAGCGCCGCCAAGAACACCGACGCCGUCCGCGCCGCCAAGGACGAGGUCUCCGAGAGCCGGCGGCUGCUCAAGGCCAAGACGCUGGAGAUUGAGGCCACCCGCGGCAUGAACGAGGCCCUCGAGAAGCAGCUGCAGGAGCUGGAGGACAAGCAGAACGCCGACAUCGCCUCCCUGCAGGAAACGGUCGGUAAAUUAGAAAAUGAACUGAGAACCACAAAGAGUGAAAUGGCCAGGUAUCUGAAGGAGUACCAGGACCUUCUAAAUGUGAAAAUGGCUUUAGAUAUCGAAAUCGCAGCAUACAGAAAACUGUUGGAAGGUGAGGAGACCCGACUUAGCUUCACCAGUGUUGGCAGCAUAAGCAGUGGCUACACGCAGACUGCUGGAACCUUUGGAAGAUCAGCCUACAGCGGUUUACAGAGCAGCUCCUACUUGAUGUCAGCCCGCUCCUUCCCUGCGUACUACUCCAGCCACGUGCAAGAAGAACAGAUAGAAGUUGAGGAGACCAUUGAAGCAUCCAAAGUAGAACAAGCCAAAGAAUCUCCCCCAUCAGAAGGCGAGGAAGAGGAGAAGGAAGAGGGUGAAGAAGAGGGAGAAGGAGGAGAAGAAGCGGGAGAAGAAGGUGAAGAAGGAGGAGAGGAAGAAGGUAGGGCCAAGGAAGUAACUGAAGAAGGAGGGGAGGAAGAAGAAGAAGGAGAGGGUGAAGGCGAAGGCGAAGGCGAAGGAGAGGGAGAGGGAGAGGGAGAGGGAGAAGGAGAGGAAGAAGGUGAAGAAGCAGGAGAAGAAGGAGGAGCUGAGGAAGCAGGUGAGGGAGAGAAAAAGGAAGGCAAAGAUGAACAAGAAGAGGCUGGCGGAGAUGAAGCACCCAAGGAAAAGAAGAAGGAUUGAUAAUCUAAACCUGUAUGUUGGUUUCCCAGAUAGUUUAACUGAAUGAGCUAAACUUGCUGUAACACAUAUUUAAAUCCCCCAAACAGUCUUAGGUUUAAUGAAAUUAAUUGUCUGUUUUUCUUUCUUUUUUCCUUUCGAUGCAAAUUAACCUGAAUGCUUGCAGAGUGUCCCACUGGCUGCUCCUAAACCACGCAUGGUGUCUUCUUACAGGUCCCAGAGCAAUGUGCAAUUCGGCUGAUUUCAAACCUUAAAUGUUUAAAAGGGGGGAAAGAAAAAGUGGGGAAGCCACAGAUGAAGGGGAGGGGGGCAAAAUAUGUCUAAGCAACAUUCAGAGUUGUUCUGAAAAUCUUGGGUGGCAAAAAUUAUGAAGUUUGUGCAACCAAGCUAGUCAAUAAAGUUACAG
Messenger RNA from Varanus komodoensis (Komodo dragon), 2170 nucleotides. RefSeq names its product neurofilament light chain (gene NEFL). Gene Ontology annotation, molecular function: structural constituent of postsynaptic intermediate filament cytoskeleton. Lineage: Eukaryota; Metazoa; Chordata; Lepidosauria; Squamata; Varanidae. Gene Ontology annotation, cellular component: postsynaptic intermediate filament cytoskeleton; axon; intermediate filament. The record is from RefSeq and is a predicted model, not a curated record. Gene Ontology annotation, biological process: neurofilament bundle assembly. The transcript has 4 exons. Bases 1 to 1767 code for a protein of 588 amino acids.